Molecule: messenger RNA, 3705 nt
Organism: Tigriopus californicus
Lineage: Eukaryota; Metazoa; Arthropoda; Copepoda; Harpacticoida; Harpacticidae
Product: trehalase-like
Exons: 12
Coding region: 1596-3392 (598 amino acids)
Biological process (GO): trehalose catabolic process
Molecular function (GO): alpha,alpha-trehalase activity
Source: RefSeq, a predicted model, not a curated record
AAGUAAGCUGCUGAAGUACAAUCAGUGUUCUAGCCAUGAUGCAAUCAACUCAAUAUUGAAAGCUCUUUUCUGUAAGUGGUGAAACCAAGUGAAAUACCAUACAAACAUUUCAAUCCAUUGAUAACAAGAUCCAAGUCAACACCGUCAUCCGCAAUCCUUAUUUAGCUUUAAUCGCUCUCCUGGUCAUUUAAGUUCCAUUACAUAUCCAAGAGUCUUGUGUGUAAGAAGCGUGGUUUUCAAGACUUAGCCGCCCUCUCUCCGCCCUUCUUCAACCUUUGCAAUGAUUACUCAACGCCGAUCUAACCAUUCAUCGUACGGUAACAGUCCCGGCGGGAUGGCUGCGAAAGCGGCCAACCCCCGGAUGUACGGAGUGGCAGUCAAGAAGGCCAUGAAGGCCAGACCCAGUCCAAAGUCUGGCCUGAAUCAGAAGAAGGUGGCGUUUUUUCAGGGAGGGCGCUUGAAGACCAUUCUGAUUCCCAUCUUGGCCACAGCUUCGCAACUCGAUGCUCAAACCAACACUUGCCAAAGUGCUUUCAACCCGCCAGGAUUUUCGACCACAUCGCAGUUCCUGGAUGCUUCCAAGGUAGACCAUGAUCGCCAAUGGGACUUGAUCUUGAAUCAAGAUCAGCCAAUGGUCACGACGAGUUUUGACAUUGAGAUUCCGAAUAAGAAGGAAGAUGUGAACAAGAUCGUACCUCUGGAAGAAUCUGGACCACGUGGGUCCAUUGAUGCUGGAGCUCCUGGUGGCCGCAACAAUCAAAGUGCAACCAAUGAUCUCAAGCAAAGGAAGACUGAAGUUGAACUCUUUAUCAAUACACUAUUGCACACCUUGCAAUGCAACAAUUGUGACAUGGAUAGCUGCAAGAAGAUGAGCCGCGUCCUUGGUCACUUUGUGAUUUGUCUCAAGAAGAGAACCAGUCUCCUCGGAGGGCAGAACCCUGCCUGCCUCGGCCCAGACGGCCCGCCGGCAAAAGAGCAGUCAUGCACCCUGUGCGCCCAACUGCUCGACAUAGUAACGGAGCACGCCAAGCAGCCUCACCCUCAGGGCGGCGAGGCCAAAUGCUCGGUCCCUAUGUGCGAUGCCUUAAGACGCAUGGGCGACUCCUCGUCUUCUAUGGGCGCCCGACGAGAGAGCGGUGCCGCCCAGGGCGAGCCCGCAAGGAAUGGAAGUGCGCCAUCGGCUUUCAUGCCUGGCGUAGAAGGACUCAUGAGCGGCUAGAAGUGUCCGCCCUCCCGUCAACUUCUGGAACCUCAAUGGUAUCCGGAGUAAAUGCUCUUGAAACAGUUGAGGAGCUCUCUCUAUUGCGUCACUUCUAUGUACUAAGUGUGUGUAUUUCAGAUUUGUGUAUUGUCGAUCACUGACAUGACGGCUCAUUGAGCUCGAACUCCCCACAUCGUAAUCGACAUUGAUUUUUUUGAGUUUUAACCCUAAUUCCUUUGCACUUUGACAAGGGGUGGAGAAUCAAACCAGUGAAUAGCUUUGUAUGUCGCGCUUAAAACAAACUCACCAUCCGACAGUUCAGCACUGAGAACGUUUUAUGACGGCGAAUUUCUCGUUUGCCUGAAGACUCUCCGCGGUUUCUAGCAGUUUCAAAAUGCAGACAUCGAGCUUUGGUGUCGUGGUCUUAUUUGGCCUUUUGGGCCUUGCGGCUUCCGAUCAGUUCCCGCAGCCUUGUGAGCAUCCCAUCUAUUGUCUCGGCGGCGAGAACUCGUUACUUCACACGGUGCAAAUGGCCAGAUUGUACAAUGACAGCAAGACCUUUGUGGACAAGCCCACUCGAUAUGACCAGGGCAUGGUUUUGUUCAAGUUUGAGCAAAUGAUGACGGAUUUCAAUAACAAGCCAUCCAAAAAGGCCAUCGAAGCCUUUGUCGAUGCCAACUUUUCACCAGAGGGAACGGAAUUUGAGGAUUGGGAACCCACUGAUUGGCAUGAAAAUCCUGCUUUCCUGGAAUCCAUUAAGGACAAGAAAUAUAGAGAUUUAGCCAUCGAUAUUCAUGGAAGGUGGAACGAUCUUGGCCGGAAAAUCCGUUCCAACCUAAGAGAAUCCACUCAGACCAGUUUAAUCUACUUGGAGAAGCCAUUUAUCGUCCCUGGAGGGAGAUUUCGGGAAAUGUACUAUUGGGACACCUACUGGACCAUCUUGGGCCUGAUCCAAUCCGAAAUGCCAGAAACCACAAAGGGCAUGCUGGAAAAUUUUGCCCACCUUAUCAAGCUCUUGGGUCACAUUCCUAAUGGGAAUCGAAUCUACUAUAACCGCCGAUCUCAGCCUCCACUAUUCAUUUCCAUGGUGGAUGAAUACCAUAAAGCAACUGGGGAUGAUACCUUCGUGGAGUCUUUGUUGGAUUCCAUGGAUCGAGAGUUCCAAUUCUGGCUGGCAAAUCGAACGGAAUUCGUCACACUGAAUAACAAGGAAUACCGAGUCGCUGUUUACAAUGUGGAAGUGGAUGGACCACGACCAGAGUCAUACAGAGAAGAUUACAACGAUGCCCAGCAACAUUUUGGCAAUUCGGACGAUCAAUUGGAGUUCUACAUGAACAUGAAAUCCGGAGCUGAGAGUGGUUGGGAUUACUCGACCCGAUGGUUUGUGAGGGAAAAUGGCGAAGACAGUCAAGAGCUGUCUGAUAUCGCAACCCGUCACAUUGUUCCCGUGGAUCUCAAUUCUUACUUAUGUAGAGGUAGCAGUGUGAUGGCCAGGCUUUAUAAACGAUUCGGUAAUGACCUGAAAGCCAACGAAUACCAAGGGUACUUCCAAUCCUUCGAAGAAGCUCUUGAAAACGUGAUGUGGAAUGAAGAGAAGGGUUCAUGGUUUGAUUUUGACCUCCUAAACAAAAGACAACGCCCGUACUUCUAUCCUAGCAACGCGGGUCCUUUGUGGGCAAAUUGUUAUCCAAAAAUCAGACAAUCUGAUAAGGUGCAGAAAUUCCUUGGAUAUUUGAAAAGUAGUGGCGCCCUCAACUAUCCAGGAGGUGUUCCCACAUCAUUAGUCCGCUCAGGCCAACAAUGGGAUUUUAGCAAUGCUUGGCCGCCAAUGCAGGAAUUCAUUGUCACUGCAUUGGAAAAUACUGGUGAUCACGAGGCAACAGAAAUUGCCGGAAAUUUGGUGAAACGUUGGGUCAAAAACAUUUUCGUCUCAUACGAACAAAGCAGCAAUGAUAUGUUUGAAAAAUACGAUGUGGAGCAGAUUGGCUUGCCCGGUGGAGGUGGUGAAUAUGAUGUUCAAGAAGGAUUCGGUUGGACAAAUGGAGUGCUCCUAGAUUUUCUAAGUAAAUAUGGUGACAAGUUAUCAUCUGAUGAUGAAAUCUAUGUCAACUCGAGUGGAUUGCUUGAAUGGAACUUGUUCCAAAUAGUUCUUCCUUUGCUAGUUACCGCUUCCAAGAUCUUCCGUAGCUAAAAUGGGAAAGCAAGAUGUUAUUCCGUAAACGCAUACUUUAGGGUCUUAGCAGUCCAUCCAGAUUGGCACACAUCCCGUAGAAAUAUUGUAUCAAUUGCAAAAUCAAACUUCCAAUGGAAACAAGGCUUAUUCAACCGUUGAACAUUUAAUGGAUCACGAAAUUGCUAUCACCGAGGAUUGACAAAGGAUAGAGAAACGUACUUUAUAUUUUGUAGUCUAUUUUGCUUAAACGCUUGUCCGCUCAAUGUGCCAUAACGCCCGUCACUCAAUCCUUGGUUGUGACUUGAAAGUGAAUAAAUUACAGUUUUCUUUA